Homarus americanus (American lobster) is the source of this 729-nucleotide messenger RNA. RefSeq lists its product as uncharacterized. The record is from RefSeq and is a predicted model, not a curated record. The transcript has 3 exons. NCBI's taxonomy places the organism in Eukaryota, Metazoa, Arthropoda, Malacostraca, Decapoda, Nephropidae. The coding region runs from base 24 to 599 and encodes 191 amino acids.
CCAGAGGAACAACUGCCCAGAACAUGUGUGGUAGAGUGGCUGUGGUGGUGCUGGCUGUGGUGGCGGCGGUGGUGGCUGAGCCAGGCUUCAAGUUUGGUAAAGGAAGAUGUCACCCGCGGGUGCACUACAAACCUCACUACGUCACACACUACCAGAAGGUGCCGGUCUACCACACUGUCUACAAGGAACAUGUCGUCCCUACCACCAUCUACCACACAGUGUACAAGACACAGUACCAGAACGACUACCACACAAAGUACGUUCCCAAGUACGAAACUAAGACCGUCUACGAGACCAAGGACGAGCGCGUACCUCACUACGAGACCAAAUACGAGACCAAGUACCAACCCCAUUAUGCUACCACUACCCAGUACGUUCAAACCUACGUCACCAAGAACCAGUACCAGACACAGUACCACACCACGUCCCAGUACCAGACCGUGUAUAGUACUAACUAUGUGCCACACUAUGUGACCACGACCCAGGUCCAGUACCACACCCAGUACCAGACCAAACAGGUACCAGAGUACCACACGGUGACCAAGACCAAGCAGACCUACCAGACCGUCUGCCCACAACCAUCUUAUGGCUACCACUGAGGACCUGACAACAACCACACACCAACCUGCCACAGUGUCUUCCUCACUUGUCUUCCUCAGACCAAAUACGAUUUUUAAUGUUAAUUUGUUUUAUGUUAAUUGAGGUUAAAUAAAAGUAUAUUUUGACCCA